Ricinus communis (castor bean) is the source of this 1747-nucleotide messenger RNA. Its product is annotated as mannan endo-1,4-beta-mannosidase 6. Lineage: Eukaryota; Viridiplantae; Streptophyta; Magnoliopsida; Malpighiales; Euphorbiaceae. The coding region runs from base 8 to 1405 and encodes 465 amino acids. The record is from RefSeq and is a predicted model, not a curated record. The transcript has 5 exons. Gene Ontology annotation, molecular function: hydrolase activity, hydrolyzing O-glycosyl compounds.
GCCUUAAAUGCUUUUCGGUUUUGUCACUGUUUCGUCUUCUUACAUUUCUUUUCUUUUCUUUUCCUACAAACGAAAUGAAAGAAUGGAGUCACAAUGGAGGGAGAAAAGGGUGUAUCCUGUAUUAGGCAUAUUCUUAUUACUCUCUCUUCUAUACUUCAACUUCAAUAACAACCUCAGCUUUCCAGCCCUUUUAUGGCAACCCAAUAUGGGUUUUGUCUCCACCAACUCCACACAAUUCAUCAUCAUCAGUGAUUAUGGUGAUAAAGAGCCAUCACCUCUCUAUGUUAACGGGUGGAACUCCUAUUGGUUGAUGGAGGAGAGCGUGUGGACCCCAUCAAGAUCCAAGGUUUCAAAGAUGCUUAAGAGAGGAGCUCAAAUGGGGUUGACUGUUUGCAGGACUUGGGCUUUCAGCGAUGGCAACGCUCCUAAUGCUUUGCAGCUCUCUCCUGGUGUCUUCAAUGAGAGGGUUUUCCAGGGAUUAGAUUAUGUGAUAGUUGAGGCAAGGAAGAAUCGCAUAAGGUUAAUCCUCAGUCUAGUGAACAAUCUGAAUGCAUUUGGUGGAAAAGCUCAGUAUGUGAGGUGGGCACAAGAAGCUGGAGUAAAUGUCUCUUCAUCAGACGAUUCAUUCUUUUCAAAUCCAACCAUUAAAGAAUAUUACAAAGCCUAUAUCAAGGCUAUUGUGAUGAGAAAGAACUCUAUAAGUAGAGUUAGAUAUUCUGAGGAACCAGCAAUUUUUGCAUGGGAGCUCAUGAAUGAGCCUCGGUGUGCAUCUAGUUCAUCAGCUUCUGUUCUUCAGGCAUGGAUAAUCGAGAUGGCCGCAUAUAUUAAAAGCUUGGACAAAAAACAUCUACUGACUGUCGGACUAGAGGGAUUUUAUGGCCUGAACACAACUAACAAAUCAGAAGUAAAUCCUGGGAAAUGGGCAGCCUUACUUGGAUCAGAUUUUAUACAGAAUUCAGCAGUUGACAACAUUGAUUUUGCUUCAGUUCAUGCUUACCCAGAUAGCUGGAUCCCAGAUGCUGAUUUUGAAGCAAAAGCAGAUUAUCUUUCUCUUUGGAUGGAUUCUCAUGUAAGUGAUGGAGACUUUGUGCUGAGGAAACCUGUUCUUUUUACAGAAGUGGGCUCUAUAUGGCAUGUAAAUAAGAAAGGAGCAAAUGACAGAGACAUUUUAUUGAAGAUUGUGUAUGAUAAAAUUUAUGAUUGGGCGAAAAAGAGGCAGGCUGGUGCAGGAGCCUUAAUUUGGCAAUUACUAGUUGAAGGAGUAGAGGAGUACAGCGACCAGUUUUCCAUAGUCCCAUGGGAUUAUCCUGCUACCUAUAAGUUGAUACAAGAACAAUCAUAUAGGCUACAAAAUCUUUCCAUUGCGAGCAGGAAGAAUACUGAGGUUCACCGGACAGAUCCUUGAUUCUAUAACUUGUAAAUGCGGCUUCAGACGGAAGGUUAAUACGACAUUGCUUAAGACAGGAAACCACAAGGAAAAAAGAGAAAUUGAUAACAAUUCAGGUGUCUGUUAAAUUCUUUCCAAAUUCAACGCCAGAAGUUAUAGCAUUACUUUAGGAUCUAAAGAUACUGAGUAUUGAAUUGCCUGUGCUUUUGCAACUGGCUGAGUUUUCUGGAAAUUGCUCUUCAAAUAUUGUAAAUGCUACGCAUAGUUUCUGCAGUUCAGAGCUUUUGUGCUGUACGAGAUCAUAUGUACUUGCUUAGAAUUCUUGUAAUUAUAUAGUUAUCCUGCUGAUUUUAUUUUUCA